CACCCCACGCCUGGGUCCGGCCGCUGCAGUGCACUUGCCCCACUCCUAGGUCCGGCAGCCGCGCCGCCCCCGCUCCUGGGUCCAACCAUCAGCACCCCCACCCGUAGCACACGAGCGCCGGCAUCCACCGCCAGUCCCUAAGCACACCGCCCAAGGGCCCAUGCCCCAUCCCCUGACAUUAUCCUGCCUCGCUGGCGCACCAUGGACGUCUUCCUCUUCUGCCUAGAACUUCUUCUCCAACCUAUUGCCUUGUCGGUGUUCCAUUCAUUCCGCUCAACAUGGCUCUUCAGGUGUGGACGGUUGGGGAGGACGAUGAGGACCUCAAGAACCACAGGGAGCUCCUGCCUCUCUCCAAGCUCCAAGAGAUUGGUGUGUUAUAUUGGCAUUUGGACCCAAAGAGACCUGAAAGCGAAGAAGAGCUAGCGAAGAUCCGCAAAGACAGAGGAUAUAACUACAUGGAUCAUCUCGAUAUAUGCCCUGGAAAGUUAGCAAACUUUGAGGAGAAGCUCAAGAACUUCUUCACAGAGCACAUGCAUGCCGACGAAGAGAUCCGCUACAACUUGGAAGGCGGCGGGUACUUUGAUGUGCGCGACAAGGAUGACAAGUGGGUUCGGAUCUGGAUAAAAGAAGGGGAUAUCAUCGUGCUGCCGGCUGGAAUUUAUCAUCGGUUCGCCCUCGACGCCGCCAACCAUGUGAAGCUCAUGAAGCUAUUCCUAGGAGAACCAGUGUGGAUAGCGCACAACCGGCCUCAGGAGGACCAUCCGGUGUGGCAAGAGUAUGUGAAGAGGCUAACGGACGACAAUGCUGGUCUUGCUCUGGCAGCACACUGAAGUUUGUUUGUGAUUCCUCAGCUAUGUACUAUAAACACCCAUGCAUGGACAUAUACAUACACUUGGAUGAAACUGUGUUGUAAUCUUCAAUAUGCAGGUGGCCUCGUUGGCGCACCAUGGACGUCUUCGCUGCUGGCAAAUGGCAAAAAAAGGGAUUGGCCGAUCCAGUCGAGCAAGCUGUGGAAGAACAACUCGACUUAUGUAUGCUUUUUUUUAUCUAAUAUGGCU
This is a messenger RNA of Triticum dicoccoides, 1058 nucleotides long. RefSeq names its product 1,2-dihydroxy-3-keto-5-methylthiopentene dioxygenase 4-like. The coding region runs from base 279 to 830 and encodes 183 amino acids. Gene Ontology annotation, molecular function: acireductone dioxygenase [iron(II)-requiring] activity. Lineage: Eukaryota; Viridiplantae; Streptophyta; Magnoliopsida; Poales; Poaceae. The record is from RefSeq and is a predicted model, not a curated record. The transcript is spliced from 5 exons.